Messenger RNA from Vespa crabro (European hornet), 1324 nucleotides. RefSeq names its product transmembrane emp24 domain-containing protein 7. Gene Ontology annotation, biological process: endoplasmic reticulum to Golgi vesicle-mediated transport; intracellular protein transport; Golgi organization. Gene Ontology annotation, cellular component: Golgi apparatus; COPII-coated ER to Golgi transport vesicle; endoplasmic reticulum. The transcript has 3 exons. NCBI's taxonomy places the organism in Eukaryota, Metazoa, Arthropoda, Insecta, Hymenoptera, Vespidae. The record is from RefSeq and is a predicted model, not a curated record. The coding region runs from base 189 to 833 and encodes 214 amino acids.
AGCCACUUCCGAAUUCGAGAUGUCGCAAUUCAUAGCGUCGACUAAUAUCCGGCCACGUUAAAAUAGAUUAUUUGAAGUAAAUUUUGUUAGGGAGUCGACUAUUCCGUCGCAAAUACGAUUUAUUAAAAGAAUUGUAGUUCGUAGAAGGUGCGUGUAAAUGUGUGUUUAAUAAUAAUUAGAUAAAUUAAAUGAAGCGAAGAAUGGAUUACUGGUCGACAUGGAUGCUUAUUGUUUCAAUGCUUUUUCACACUAUUUUACUUACGGGUGGCGUCGAAUUAAGCUUCGAAUUGUCUGAUAAUGCAAAAGAAUGUUUUUAUCAAGAAAUUGAAAAGAAUGUUUCCUCAACACUUGAAUUUCAGGUAGUAACUGGAGGUCAAUACGACGUAGAUGUUACAUUAGAGGCACCGAAUAAAGAAAUCAUUUAUAAACAAGUGAAAACACAAUUUGACUCUCAUCCAUUCAUACCAACUAUGUCAGGAGUAUAUAAAGUAUGUUUUAGUAAUGAGUUUUCUACAUUCUCCCACAAGCUUGUAUAUAUGGAUUUCCAAGUUGGAAAUGAAUUACCACUUCCCGGUUUAGGAGAACAUGUCACUGUUAUGACUCAAAUGGAGUCAUCGGCACAAGUAAUCCAUGAAAAUCUAAAUAAUAUUCUUGAUUACCAAACGCAUCAUCGAUUAAGAGAAGCUCAAGGUCGUAAAAGAGCUGAAGAUUUGAAUGAACGGGUUUUAUGGUGGUCCAUGAUGGAAACCGUAGCUAUUCUAUCUAUCCCUAUAGGACAAGUGUAUUUCCUCAAGAACCUCUUCACGGACAGGAAACCCUACCAAAGGCUUUAGCAAGAUGUAAGAAAUUUUUACUUGUGGCUGAAAUAAAAAGGCAACAUAUCCAUCUAAAUAAUCUGGUCAGUGGUGAUACACACUUGAGAACUUUGGAUGUUGUCAUGAUUGUUAGUGGAAUACAGAUAUCGUGAUGUGUCUUUUCUACAUCUAUGCUAAAGUUAAAGACUUGGCAAGACAAAGGAAAGAAUGCAACAUGAGAAAGAUUUUUUUUUCUUUUUUGUAUAUUUUGAAAAAGGAUCGCUGUGAGAUACAAGCAUCCUUAGCACAUUAAUUUAUGAAAUACGGAACAUUUUAUCGCGUGUGUCGUUAGAACUAUGAGCUAUCAAAGAAGAAGGUGCAAGUGUUUGGAAUGCCAUACAUUUUAGCACUGUAAACUCCUAAGUUGUAGUUAUACUGACAUAAACGGUACAAGAGACACUGACGUACUCUAAUCAAGUUUUUCUUAAUGUGAAUGUGUAAAAUAAUAAAUUAAAAUGUUUGGGCGUGAA